CACUGUGUAACACCGAAAACCUGUGUAACGCAGGUACGCAGGACGUUGUUUGCGUCGAGCGAAGAAAAAACCAAGCCGCAUCGAGAGUACUAUGAUAAAGGUGCAACGUUCGCGUGUGUCGUGUACAUAAUUAUUUAAUCGUUACGAAACAUUUCCAAGAUCCUUCUCGUUAUUGGAUCGGGUGGCAGCGCGGAUACUUGUGUCGGCCUGUUAGAACAACAAAUAUCGGAUCCCAUCGCGGAAAGAUUGAUGCGUGAGACGCGUCGAAGGACAUUGUUGUCGAUCUCGAGAGACACGUUUGGCAAGCGGAACGCAUACGACAAAUGUUGAAUCGUGAUGUACCGUGCUACGACAUAGGUGUGGCGCGCGAAAGAGAGAGCGUAUACGCACGAAUCCGUAGUAUGUACGUGCGACGAGUUCUCCCUUGGAAUGAAGGCAGCAAGGAAUUGGAUUAACUUUCCCCCGAUUAUAUUUAUGCGGAAAGAAAACUGGAAAUUAUAUUAAUGCGGUGUCGUGUAUAGCUCCGACACAACUACUCGUUUGAUCGCGUAAGGUGUGAUCGAGUUACAUCUUUUCUAAAAUCAAGAUAGAAUUUCUUGUAUAAGUUUCUCUCGCUGAGGUAAAUAUCAGUGGUGUAUUGAAUACACCAAGUGGGUGCGUGUGCGUGCUGCUCGUGCCCGUGCCUGCGCCUAUGCGUCUCCGUUCGCCGAGUUGUGGUGAUCUUCCCAGUGGUAACGACGGCGGAGGAGACAGUGAAGGUGGUGGUAGCGGCGGCAGCAGCAGUGGCGGCGGUGGAGAAGAUAGUGGAGGUGGUGGCGGCGGCGGCGGCGGCCGCGACAACGUUUGGAGGGAGAGAUUUCGUACGUCGUGACUGAGUGAGUUGGUGCGUGUGCGUGCUACCGCGCGUAUACGCUCUCUCAUUCUCGGGAUCGUGCGCGCGUGUGUGUGGUGUAUAUACGUGUAUAUGUAUUCUGGCGCGCGCGCAUUAACGGAAUUCACGAUCCGACACGCAGGGACUCUCAACAAAUGUUUAAAUGGACGCAUCGUCCAUUAUCACCCAAGUGUCGCGGGAUGACGAGCUAGGCCAGUUUAAUAAUGAGAAAGCCCAGUUACCGCAAGAGAAUGAAGUGGCCAGCAAUGGUCCAGCCAGUGGCAAAAAGCCAAGAGGGCGUGGACUUCUACGAUCUCUACUUUGUUGCCUUGGUAGAGGACGUGGAAGUAGUUCAAAGAGUCCAAAUACAAGUUCCAUACAAUGGUACGAACGUGCUUAUGCACCAUCACCGAGGACUGGAUCCCAACGGUUUCUUCUCCCACCUGUCAGACAUCAGGAUAUGCACAAGAAGUGCAUGGUGAUUGAUUUAGACGAGACACUAGUGCAUAGUUCUUUCAAACCAAUCAACAAUGCCGAUUUUGUUGUUCCUGUAGAAAUUGAUGGGACAGUGCAUCAAGUGUAUGUUUUAAAGAGGCCUUAUGUGGAUGAAUUCUUACAGAGGAUGGGUGAACUGUAUGAGUGUGUAUUGUUCACAGCAAGCUUGGCCAAGUAUGCUGACCCAGUAGCGGAUCUGCUUGACAAGUGGGGAGUGUUCAGAGAAAGACUGUUCAGAGAAUCUUGUGUUUUUCACAGAGGAAAUUAUGUUAAAGAUUUAAAUAAACUAGGACGGGAUUUACAACAAAUUAUUAUUGUUGAUAAUAGCCCUGCCAGUUACAUUUUCCAUCCAGAUAAUGCGGUACCAGUGGCAUCAUGGUUUGAUGAUAUGACAGAUUCAGAACUGUUAGAUUUAAUUCCAUUCUUUGAGAAACUCAGUAACGUGGAGAACAUUUACACGGUCUUGUGCAAUAGCAACCAUCCUUAUAAUCAAAUACCUGUUGUACAGAAUAGUCCAAGCCCAGGAUCAGGUUCGCUUGGUGCUUCCUAGCCCCACCUAAAUUCUGGCCCGAUAGCCAGUAUUGUUGUCACUCAGUGCGCUUUGAGGAGAAUUUUGACUGGAAUACUUCACAUUACUUUCUUAUUAUGUGGCAGUGGUCGAUCGGGUAUGGCUCAUUAAUACUGAAUACAGAACACGAACAUACCAUCCAAUAAGGAAGCAAGAAUCCUGAGUACUUUGGUGUACCAUUUGUUCUGAUGCACCAUGAAUCACAGCUGCUUCAUUAUGGACUGAAGUUCUCAGCCUGACAAACAGCAAUACACUAUGCUGCAAACUGA
Messenger RNA from Dufourea novaeangliae, 2203 nucleotides. RefSeq names its product carboxy-terminal domain RNA polymerase II polypeptide A small phosphatase 1 (gene hzg). The transcript is spliced from 4 exons. NCBI's taxonomy places the organism in Eukaryota, Metazoa, Arthropoda, Insecta, Hymenoptera, Halictidae. The record is from RefSeq and is a predicted model, not a curated record. Bases 1035 to 1916 code for a protein of 293 amino acids. Gene Ontology annotation, molecular function: RNA polymerase II CTD heptapeptide repeat phosphatase activity.